Messenger RNA from Symbiodinium sp. CCMP2456, 1224 nucleotides. NCBI's taxonomy places the organism in Eukaryota, Dinophyceae, Suessiales, Symbiodiniaceae. The record is from the annotation of a GenBank genome assembly.
AUGGGGCGAGCCACUUUGGCCGAGACGGGGGGCGUUCGGCCGCCGAGCGCCUGGGCCUUGUUUUGCUCGUACGUCGCUCGCGAGGGUCUCACGGACGAUCGAGACGUCCGGGAGAAGUUCGCGGCUCUCGCUGAAGCGAAGUACAAGGACAACCGAAAGAAGGCGGAGGCUUACAGAAAGGCGCAGUCGUUCGGCGAUACUUCGCCGAAGGACUUCCAGAACGACGUUGGUCUGGAGGUUGCUCAGGAGGCCGUCGCCGCUCGACAAGCAGAAGCCUUGGAAGCCGACCUUGCGACCAGAGAAGUGCAGGGGGACUCUUGGACCUGGACUUUGGGUCGUUCGCUUCGUAACUUGGAGCCAGUUGGCCGUGGGGCGACCGGCGAGGUCUACUUCGCCACCUUCGAAGGCCAGCCGGUAGCUGUGAAGCUGACGAGAGGCCGAGGACUGCAAGCAGCAGCCAGGGGCAUCGACGUUCAGGAGGAGUUCGCCGUGCUGGCGGCCCUGAGCCAGCACCCCAACGUGGUUCGAGCCUUCGCCGUUGUCACUAGCUCGCUGGGGCGGCCGGCGUUGGUUCUGGAGAGGGCGUCCGAGAGCCUGCAUGCGAAAGCUCGAAGGCUGAAGGACGAUCGGCUAGAGAACUCGCCUGCCGGGAGGGCCUCGCUGCUGCGACUCUUUUCGCAGUUCGUCCUCGGCCUCUCUUUCGUGCACGGCCGCUCGGUCUUGCAUCUCGAUGUGAAGCCCGCCAACAUCCUGAUCUUCGAUGACAAACGAGCUGCCCUGGCCGACUUCGGCCAUGCAGAGGGAGUUUCCGACAACGGUUGCUCUGUCGUGGGCGAGCGUGUGUACACCCUGGACUUUCGCUGCCCGGAGUGCCUCAUGGCCGGCGGCCAGAAGGUCCGGGUGAAGUUCGCAGCUGACGUCUGGGCGGCCGUGGUCACGUUGUUCGAGAUCUGCUGUCCCAGAAAGGCCUCGUUGUGGACAGUCCCGCCGGGGACGUUCGUGCGGGAGACGGAGGAGCAGACAGCUAAGGCCAUUCGGGAGAUGGCCGCUGCGAAGAGCUCCAAGCUCAUGCCGUACGACCAGACAAUGAUGGACGUCGUGGAGAAGACGUUCGUGCCGGCAGACAGACGACUCUCGUUGCCGGGCUUGCUUCGGAUCCUGGACAAGGAUCCGUCGGCCUCCCGGUCUGUCGGCAGGCCCGCCCUCGCCGACCGACAUUCGUGA